This is a messenger RNA of Cryptomeria japonica (Japanese cedar), 4058 nucleotides long. RefSeq names its product pentatricopeptide repeat-containing protein At1g03100, mitochondrial. The transcript is spliced from 2 exons. The coding region runs from base 815 to 3325 and encodes 836 amino acids. Gene Ontology annotation, molecular function: protein binding. NCBI's taxonomy places the organism in Eukaryota, Viridiplantae, Streptophyta, Pinopsida, Cupressales, Cupressaceae. The record is from RefSeq and is a predicted model, not a curated record.
UACUGGCUUUGAUUUUGUAAAAUCGUGAGCUCCAAGUUAUUAUGAAACAAUGCUAUAUUAAUGUUUGGCGACUAAUAUCUCUGACACCCAAAAACUAUCGCAUAACUAUUGUGGCUGUGCGAUUAAUACUUGUGCCUUAAAGAUUUAUGAGUCUAGUUCACGCUGGCAAAUCGAUAACCUCCGAUGGUCGAGAUUAUUAUCACUGGCCGCUGCAAUAAGAAGAAUAUUGAAAUCGUGGUGAUAAUAUUGUGAAGCGGAUUAUUUGUGUGGGUUCUCUAUUAACGGGAAGGAGCCAAACCAUUGGGCAGCCCAGGUUACUUUGAACAGAGUGGUCACUGGUCAUAGCAGCACCCCUAAACAUUUCCGACAGUUCAUAUCCCCAAUCACGGUGACUUCAUACUAUCCGGAAACCACAGAAAGCACGGGAACAUAAUAUAUUUCUACAGCUCCACACAACUGGAAUCAUUGGGUGUGUAUACAGUCGACCCUGGCAGUGAUCGUCCACGUCAAGGUUGUCGUGGCUUUAUCGCUCCAUGCUACCGAACCUCUAAGAAACAGAGAAGUCUUCAUGAGCAAUACGGUUGGGCAUACAAACAGACAACAGAUUCCAGGUGGUAGGAGACAAUGCAUGAAGCCUCCACAUCAUGGAAUCUGUCUGUUGCUGGUUCACUGGCUUUCAUGGGAAUUUAGUAUGGUCUUCUUCCUUGACUGAAAUAUAUUGGUUAUCUGGAUCUGCAUGGUUUUGGAUGAAUCUAGAGAUCUCCUGAUGCACAUUUUUUUUUUGUGGUUGUACUUUUGAAGAUCGUGGGCAGCCAUGAUUGUUGUUGCUGGCCAAAGGAAGAAAGCUGGGCAAACUGCCAUUUUGUCAUAUAUCUUGUCCAAAUAUGUCUCUUCCCCAAUUCAUUCUUUGGUUAUUUUGAAAAAGUUUGCUGAAGUUUUACAUAUAAAUUCGUAUGGUCAGAGUGGGGUUACAUGUGCCAACCUGUCAGCAUCCUUGGGCUGUUAUCAGGAUGUGUGUAGUUUUAAAAGCAUUUCUUGUUCCUUGACCUUAAAUCGUUCUAGCAUAAGUAAAUUUGGCUUCUCUCAUGAAAAAGAUAAUUUUAACCUUGAAUUUUCUCUUAAUAGAUUGAUCUAUUUUAGCCCUUCAUGGCAACAUGUAGCUUUUGCAAGGUCUCUUACAAUUUUGAGGCAAGCUCGCAAUCCAGCAGCAUUAGCUGAGGAAUUGGAAAGUUCCCUAGAGGAUCACAGGAUUGAAGAUGCCUGGAAGGGCUAUGAGCAUUACAAGCAAUUAGAGGGUUUUCCAAGAAAGUCUCUUUUAAAUAGGUUGAUUUGUGUAUUGACAAACUCUGGAGAUAUAGAAUGGCUCGAUAAAGCUUAUUCUUUAGUCCUCACAGUUAUUGAGGAGAAGAAGUGGGAACUACUGGACCAUGAUUCUUUAAUACUUUUAUGUGAGAGCCUUGCAAAAGUAGAAAUGCCUAUUCCGGCUUCCACUAUUCUGAGAACAAUGGUAGACAUGCAACAAUAUCCAUCUGUGAAUAUUUGGAGUGCUGUGAUAACAGACAUGUCUAAAACAGUGAAUGGCGCAUAUCUCGCAUCAGAACUAGUUAUUGAAAUGUGUUAUUUCUUCAAAGAUGGAAGGUUGGAUCCACGGAAGAGAAAAAAUGCUCCAUUGCUUGCCAUGAAACCAAACACUGCAGCUUUUAACAUUGCUCUGAAUGCUGCUCUGGGAUUUGGGAUGGCCAAAAAAGCUGAGAAGCUUUUAGAGCUGAUGCCACGAGUAGGUGUGAAACCUGAUGCUACUACUUUCACUAUAAUGAUUGAUGUCUACGAGAAAAAUGGUCGCAGAGAUGAGUUGAUUAAACUAAAGAGGCAUAUUGAUGAAACUCCUGGAACGCUUGAUCUUCAAUAUCAAAAGUUUUACAGUAGCCUGCUGAUGUCCCACCUGAACUUCAGUGAUCUGGAUGCUGCCUCUGAUGUUAUACUGGGAAUGCUAAAACGGGCAAAGGCAGCUCGGAGCUCUCUAGCUGCAGCCAAAUUGGUAUUGUCAGCUGUAGAGAUGAAUCCACAGAGGCCUAGUACAGAGGUGCAUAAUGCACCUCAGGUUCAAGAUGAGCUACAAGAGAAAUCUUCAGCUUCCAUUAUGAUUGACAAGGUUCCUAGGCAGUUAGAAGGAUCUUUAGAAUCUAGAAAAAUACACAGCAAUUCCAUGAUCAGGGCUGAGGCUGAGAAUUUGCAUAUGCAAUCCACAGUAGAAGUUAGUUGUAGAGAGCUGGUUAGCCAAGAAAAUCGUAUACUUAUUCCAAAUGAGAAAGCCUAUGCGAAACUUGUGAAGGGCUACUUGGAAGUGGACAGGGUUUCUGAUUUGGCUGAUUUUCUCAUCAAAGUACAUCGGGAGGAGGGCUCUGUCUCCACAGAAAAUUCUCCUAGUGCUCAGGUGAUUGAUGCUUGUAUUGCAUUGGGUUGGAUAGACAGGGCACAUGAUAUUCUUGAUGAAGUAACUGCAGCUGAGGUUCCAGUAGGAGCUGGGGUUUACUCUUCACUCCUGAAAGCUUACUGCAAAGCACAACGACAUACAGAGGCUGCUAUACUUCUCAAGGAAGUCAGGAAGGCAGGACUUCAGCUUGAUGCCAGCUGCUAUGACGAUCUAAUUGAGUUACGUGUGUCAGACAGGGACCUGCAUGGUGCUUUGGAUCUCUUCACAGAGAUGAAAGAGGCAAAGAUCUCAUCAUCGACAAAUAACUACCAGUCACUGACAGAAUUUGCAAAUCAAAGUAAACCAGAUUUGAGGAUCCAUUUGCUGGAGGAAGUAAAAGAUGAUCAAGCAGAUGCUGUUGGUGUGCACGAUUGGAAUUCUGUCAUAGACUUCUUCUGCAAGAAACAGCUAAUGCAUGAUGCAGUGAAGGCUUUCAAGAAGAUGAAAAAGCUAGGCUAUCAGCCUAAUUCACAGACAUUUUAUUCUUUGGUACAUGGUUACUACACUGCAGGAGGCAAGUAUGAAGAGAUAAUAAUGCUAUGGACAGUUAUGAAGAAGAUGGCAUCAAAGGUUUCAAAAACUGGAGUAAAGCCCUUACGGUUUGAUCAAGAACUUCUUGACAAUAUUUUGUAUGUGUUUGUCAGAGGGGGCUUUUUCGAAAGUGCUCUUGAAGUGAUUUCUAUUAUGGAGCAGGAGAAUAUGUUUAUAGACAAAGUUAAGUACAGACAGGUUUAUUUGAAGUAUCAUAGAAACCUUGCUACAAAUAAGAAAACUCGCAAAGUACAAACUGAAGUGCAAUUUACAAAAAGAGAGCAGGCAAUGGCUUAUAAAAGAUGGGCAGGCUUAGAUUAAAUAUCUUCUUAUAUUUUUCACACCUUUCAUGGUUUUGAGCCCAAGGAUGAGUACUACAUCAGUGGAAUUGAUCAAAAAGUGAGAGCUCUUCAAUUAAAUAGGGAGUUUGAGUGUGUUGGUGUAAGGUGGGUUUCCUUAUGCUUUGACAGUUCCAACAGGCAUUUGGAGGAGCUAAAUCAUUUCAAAUCACAAACACUGGUACCUUUGGGGAAGCUCAGAGUAUUUGAAUGUGAUCUAGAAGGGACGAAUUGUGGAUUUGUUGAAGAAUAUCUAGAAUCUACGAUUCGUCUUCCUUCAAAACCUAUGGAAUGAGGGUUUGAACAUUUCAUAUUCUCGUAACUUUUACAUGGUGUCAACUCAUUUUACUUUUGCAACCUAAUUUGUAAAUCAUAUUUGUUUCUCAAUUAUUACACUAUAUUCAUCUUCAUGAAAAUGAGAAAUCUCACCAUGUAAUAAGCACAGUUUCAAUCAAUAUAUCUCUUCCUUGAGAUUAGGGAAAUAAGUUCCAGCCAUGCUCAUUGGUGUCUACUACAUGGAAGCUCUGUUUGGUCUCUACACAUGCAAAGUUACUAUCAUGUAUGAUUAAUUUUGCCGAGUGAAAUACUCCCCAAAUGGAAUUUAUUUUUACGGCACUAGCAUUCAAUGAAAAACUAAACUCGCUUGUUAAUUGAGUCUCGCAGAAAGAUGCUGCCAAUUAUUAUCUGCAGACAUGAAAUAAUAGAAUCAUACAUUA